AUGGCGGGGGAGAUGGCCGCGAGGUCGGCGAGCCGCGUGCUGCUGCUGCUGCUGCUGGCGCUGGCGCUGGUGGCGGCGUGCCAUGGAGUGGGAGCCGCGGCCGCGGGGGCGUCGCCGCGCCGGCCCAACUGGCUGGGCGGCCUGAGCCGGGCGUCCUUCCCCAAGGGCUUCGUCUUCGGGACGGCCACGUCGGCGUACCAGGUGGAGGGCAUGGCCGCCGGCGGCGGCCGCGGGCCUUCCAUCUGGGACGCGUUCGCCCACGUCCCAGGCAACAUUGCGGGCAAUCAAAAUGCAGACGUUACUACGGAUCAGUACCAUCGCUACAAGGAAGAUGUUAAUCUCAUGAAAGGAUUAAACUUCGAUGCCUACCGGUUUUCUAUCUCAUGGUCCAGAAUCUUCCCAGAUGGUGACGGAAAAGUUAACCAAGAAGGCGUCGCGUAUUACAAUAAUCUGAUAAACUACCUUCUUCAGAAAGGCAUUACUCCUUAUAUCAAUCUUUACCACUACGAUCUCCCUCUUGCACUUGAGAAGAAGUAUGGAGGCUGGUUAAAUGCUAAGACAGUGGGACUAUUUGCAGACUACGCUGACUUUUGUUUUAAGACCUUCGGCGAUCGUGUAAAGCACUGGUUUACAUUCAACGAACCAAGGAUUGUUGCGCUUCUUGGUUACGAUGUAGGGUCGAAUCCUCCUCAGAGGUGCAGCAAAUGCGCUGCCGGUGGCAACUCAGCAACAGAGCCUUACAUCGUUGCUCACAAUUUUCUCUUAGCACAUGGUUAUGCAGUUGCAAGAUACCGGACUAAGUAUCAGGCAGCUCAGAAGGGGAAGGUUGGAAUAGUUCUGGACUUCAACUGGUACGAGGCUCUUACCAACUCAACUGAAGACCAAGCAGCGGCUCAAAGAGCCAGGGACUUCCAUGUUGGCUGGUUUGUCGACCCGCUGAUAAACGGGCAUUACCCGCAGAUAAUGCAAGACCUUGUGAAAGAGAGGUUGCCCAGGUUCACUCCGGAUGAAGCUAAAUUGGUCAAGGGCUCAGCAGACUACAUUGGGAUCAACCAGUACACGGCUAGCCUGAUGAAGGGCCAGAAAUUGACGCAGCAGACGCCGACCAGCUACUCAGCCGAUUGGCAGGUUACCUAUGCCUUUGAGAGAAAUGGCAAACCGAUUGGACCAAAGGCGAAUUCUAACUGGCUUUACAUCGUGCCGUCGGGGAUGUACGGGUGCGUGCACUACCUCAGCCAGAAGUAUGGAAACCCAGCUAUUGUCAUAACCGAAAACGGAAUGGAUCAGCCGGGGGGCCUCACCCGCGACCAGUACUUGCGGGACGCGACGAGGGUCCGGUACUACCGGAGCUACCUCGGCGAGCUGAAGAAGGCCAUCGACGGCGGCGCCAACGUCCUCGGCUACUUCGCGUGGUCUCUCCUCGACAACUUCGAGUGGAUCUCCGGCUACUCCUCCAAGUUCGGCAUCGUCUACGUCGACUUCAACAGCCCCAACCUGUACCGGCACCCCAAGGCGUCGGCCUACUGGUUCAGAGACCUUCUGCAACACUGA
Triticum turgidum subsp. durum (durum wheat) is the source of this 1551-nucleotide messenger RNA. The record is from the annotation of a GenBank genome assembly. Lineage: Eukaryota; Viridiplantae; Streptophyta; Magnoliopsida; Poales; Poaceae.